CAGACGUGCAAAGUGAAACAUAGCGAAGUAAGGAAAAUAAGUGAAUACUGAGGAGUGUGGCCCACCAGGAUGGCAAAUGUGCUCUGUAGAAGAGCGCGGCUGGUGUCACAGUUACCUGUAGUCCAUGCUGUAGCCCAGAGGGUGAUUUCCGCUCGGCCCUUCUCUGCGGCUGGGUCCUCUGGCUCUGAUGGACCAUACGUCAGUUUACCAUCACAGGACUCAGCAGGGCCCAGGACUGUGUGGCCUGAUGAAAACAUGGGUCCUUUUGGGCCACAGGACCAGCGCUUUCAGCUGCCAGGCAAUGUGGGCUUUGAUUGCCAUUUGAAGGGGACCGAUGAGCAGAGAAGUAGACCAGUCCACCAGACGGUACCGGAUGUGCUCUCCACCCCGUCCAGCAGCGAGCGCCAUGAGUUUGUGCUUGCUCAGUUUGUCAAUGAAUAUCAGGGAAAAGAGGUGUCUUUGCUAGCACAGAGAAUCAGUAAAGCUGAACACUAUUUUGACGACUGGAAUGUAGAAUGCUCCAUGCAUUCCUGUCCAGAGCUGCUAAAAACAGAGCUACAGUUAUUUUUCCCAGCUCUCCCUUCUAGUGCUAUUACUGUUGUCACGGUGACAGAGAAAAACCUGACGGAGGGGAUGAUGGAAGACAGAGGAGAGUUGAUGGAUAAAUUUGUCAGAGGUGCUAAAGAGAUCUGCUUUACACUGUGGAGAGGAGGAUACUGGGCUGACUUCAUAGACCCUACAUCAGGCAGAGCUUAUUUUGGAUCUCAGCCAAAUGACAGUAUUCUUAGCGCCGAUGAUCUGCGGCAUCAUUUGGGCUUUGACAUCGAAUACUUGGCCUCUUGUAGAGUUGUGCGUCACAUCUUAAAGGAGACACCCAUGUUUGUGGGGACACUAAUUACCAACGCACCUUCCAAUAGCCAAAUAAUGGAGAGACUUCAAGGACUCUCAAGUUCAUUUGAAGAGGAAGACUGACAGACUCUUGAAUACGGCCAUUCAAAUACACAAAUAUUGUACUGUUUCCUCACACUUUAAGUUUUUGAUGAAGUUUGGAAUAGAAACUUCUCUGUGAUGAUAAUGUUAUAAUAACCAUGUCAGUUGGUGAUUUCUUUGACCUUAGCUGACCUUAGCUUUUACACGGUCAUAUAAAAAUGUAUUUUACAGACGUUUGCUAAUGACUCUCUCUCAGAUAUACCUAAAUGAAAAAUGUGAACCUCAUGACUGCCUUUUUGGCCUCUAAUUUAUGCUCAUGACAAACAUACAAUAAAGUGCUCACUG
Molecule: messenger RNA, 1275 nt
Organism: Chanos chanos (milkfish)
Lineage: Eukaryota; Metazoa; Chordata; Actinopteri; Gonorynchiformes; Chanidae
Gene: mmadhca
Product: metabolism of cobalamin associated Da
Exons: 8
Coding region: 70-972 (300 amino acids)
Biological process (GO): cobalamin metabolic process
Cellular component (GO): mitochondrion
Source: RefSeq, a predicted model, not a curated record